Teleopsis dalmanni is the source of this 617-nucleotide messenger RNA. RefSeq lists its product as uncharacterized. The record is from RefSeq and is a predicted model, not a curated record. The transcript has 2 exons. NCBI's taxonomy places the organism in Eukaryota, Metazoa, Arthropoda, Insecta, Diptera, Diopsidae. Bases 71 to 499 code for a protein of 142 amino acids.
AGAAGUAUAUUUCUUUAAGUUAAUAGUUCUAAUAAAGUUUUGUGGAUAAAAGAAUAUAUUUAAUAAUAAAAUGGAUAAAUCAUUUCUUCUACGAAUUUGCUUAACAUUGUUUUACUUGUUCGUCAUACAAGCAGAUCAACAAGAUGUGACAAUCACUUGUGACUUCGAUUUGCCAAAUUUGGAGGAUAUGGUUUUGUACUUACCCGAAAAAUGUCAGGAAAUUUAUAACGAGCGCAAUACUCAAGAAGAACUCUUUAAUUUAUAUAUUGAAGAAUCGAAACAAUUUGGACAGUUUUUUGAGCAACUUGACACAUAUGAGAAAAGAAAUUCAACGAAUGAAGAAUUAACUGUUUAUCCAUUUGAGGCUAAGUUACGUCAAGAUAUAUACACUACUGCAGAUUUAACCAGUUGUUUGGCAAAAAAUGAGACCGAAGAGAUCUAUUUACAGUGCUUAAUAGAAAAACGUAAAGAACUAUUGAACGUUGUGCCAACAGUUUAAAUAAAAAUUCUUAGUACCUAACACUUAUAAAUUGACAAAACAAAAUUAAGUGAAGUGAUUUAUUGUGCUGUAUUAAUUACAAUACAAAGUGAAAUUUUAAAUGAUCAAAGAGAAAUUU